Spodoptera exigua (beet armyworm) is the source of this 1581-nucleotide messenger RNA. The record is from the annotation of a GenBank genome assembly. Lineage: Eukaryota; Metazoa; Arthropoda; Insecta; Lepidoptera; Noctuidae.
AUGUUCGCUCAAGUUGAAGUUUCUCAAGGUAUAUUGAAAGGGAAAGUAUGUGAAACGGUUUUUGGAAAGAAAUAUUACAGUUUUGAAGGCAUACCCUAUGCGAAGCCGCCUGUUGGAAACUUGAGGUUUAGAGAUCCACAGGAACCAGAGAACUGGAAAGGUGUCCGCGAUGCCACGAAACCAGGUAACAAGUGUUGCCAGCUCAACCCAUAUACUCAAACAACAAUAGAAGGCUCUGAAGACUGUCUCUACUUGAACGUAUACACACCAAGCUUGCCAGGCGAUGAAAUAGAAAACCUACCAGUCAUGUUUUUUGUCCACGGAGGUCGAUUUAUUUUCGGUUACGGGGACUAUUAUAAACCGGACUAUUUUCUCGAACAUGACGUUAUUUUAGUAACUAUAAAUUACAGAUUAAAUGUCCUUGGGUUUUUGUGUUUAAAUAUACCUGAAGUGCCAGGAAAUGCUGGGUUGAAGGACACGGUUUUCGCUUUAAGAUGGGUUAGAAAUAACAUUGAGCAUUUUAAUGGUGAUUACAACAAUGUUACCGUUUUUGGCGAAAGCGCCGGGGCAGGAGCUGUUGCGUCGUAUAUGACUUCUAAAAUGGCUAAUGGCCUUUAUCACAAAGUAAUAGCGCAGUCAGGAAACUCAAUAGCUGAUAUCUACAUGAUUGAUGACGACCCUAUAGAGAAGGCAAUAAAAAUAGCCGAGAAUUUGGACCAAGAGAUCGAAGACGAAAGAUCUUUAUACGAAUUUUUGGUACAAGUACCAAUUCAGGAUCUCAUAGUGGCCUUCAGUGUUGCUGAAAUUGGCCGACCAGCGUCCGUUAUCAACGCAUAUCUACUACCAGUGGUAGAAAAGGAAUUCCCGGGCGUUGAGAGAUUUUUCGACGAGUUUCCGAGAAUUGAUUUUCCAUUGCAACGCUUCACAAAGGUCCCUGUGAUGACUGGAAUGAAUUCUCACGAAGGAGCGCUGUUUUUGCAAAAAGACGAAGAUGGGCAUGUGGAGUUUGAGAAUGAUUAUCAUUACUUUAUACCAAAAUUUUUGCACAUCCCAAAGGAAGAUGAGAGAACAGCUGAAAUUGAGAAAAAGAUUAGGAAAUUCUACUUCAAUAACCUCGAAGUGGAUCAAAGUUUGAAAGAACAAUACAUUAAUAUGGUUUCCGAUACAUUUUUCCAGUUCCCUAUAAUGUUGUGGCCUGAGAUCCUUUCGAAAUCGGAUUGUGAAGUUUACAUGUAUAAAUUUCAGUAUUCUGGAAAUUUGAAUACUCGAAUUAUGAAGGCUUUGGGGAUUUCGGGUGCCAGCCAUGGGGAUAUGAUACAAUACCAGUUUUAUAGAGAAACGAAGCACGAAAAGGCUGAUCACACUGAUAUGAAGAUUAUUAAGAUGCUUGCUGAAGCUUGGUGCUCAUUUGCUAGAAAUGGACAUCCUACUUGGGAGGAUCAGGAAACUGAAUGGUUACCAUACACAAGAACAGGAAAGCAAGUCUUGAUCAUAGAUAAAAAUAUUGAAUGCGUCAGAAAUCCAGAUUUAGACAGGCUUAGAUUCUGGAAGGGCGUUACAGGCGAAGUUUGCAAAUUGUAA